AUGGCCGACGAACAACCCGCGACAAAUGGCGUACGAACGGUGUCUAUGCCUCCCCAACGCCCGCCCCAGAUGCGGGGUGGGCUUGCCCAGCGUCCAAUGACGAGCCGCAUCCCACCGAGUCUGCAGGCCAAGAUGGCUGCGAUGGCAAACCGAGGACAGGCCCAGUCUUCACCUGCUGUUCCGGGGACUGCUGAUAUCGCGAAUUUAUCGAACGCAUUUGCCCAGGCGGGAAUAGCUGGUCCCGCGAGCGCACCCCCGACACCAGCCAACCGGGGCCGUGGGAUGGGCAUCGCAGGACGACGCAUGCGACCCCCGGGCACCCUGGGCGAUAUUGACCCUAACCUUGUCUCCAAACCCCCGCCCGCCGGCGUCGGCGGAGGUCCUGGGGGUCUUGCUCUCGGUCGACCGAACCUCGGACCAGAUCCACCAAAGAAACCAGGGCAGGGAGGCACGCCGUUUGCAAACUUCAGCAAGAUCGUAGAUCCCUCUGGCGUCUUGCGUUUUGGUGGUGGCAAGGCUGUCAUCCACUCGGCUGGAGUCGACUUCUCCAAUGGCUCCAGCUUCAAGAUCAACAUGUCCGAGUUUAGACUCGAAGAGGAACUCGGUCGCGGCAACUAUGGGACCGUCAAAAAGGUCUACCACAAACCUACUAAUGUCGAAAUCCGCCUCGAACUCGACGAUGCCAAACUAAACGCAAUUCUUAUGGAACUCGAUAUUCUCCAUCGCGCUGUCGCUCCCGAAAUCGUCGACUUUUACGGUGCAUUCUUUAUCGAGUCAUGUGUCUAUUAUUGUAUGGAAUACAUGGAUGCCGGCAGUCUCGAUACCCUCAACGGUGUCGGUGUCCCUGAAGAUGUUCUCGCUCGAAUCACAGCAAACAUGGUCCGUGGGCUCAAGUUCCUCAAGGAUGAACUUCAGAUCAUGCAUCGCGAUGUAAAGCCUACCAACGUUCUCGUUAGCCGCAAGGGUGCCAUCAAGCUGUGUGAUUUUGGCGUGUCUGGACAGUUGGAACGAAGUUUGGCCAAGACCAACAUCGGCUGCCAAAGUUAUAUGGCUCCCGAACGCAUCAAAGGCGAAUCACUCAACAACGUGGGCACAUACACCGUCUCAUCCGACGUUUGGUCUCUUGGUCUCUCGAUUAUCGAACUCGCUGUUGGAGCCUACCCAUACCCGCCCGAGACUUAUUCCAACGUAUUUGCUCAGCUUACUGCGAUUGUUCACGGACCCCCGCCGGAACUACCUGAAGGGAAGUACAGUGCCGAUGCAGCCGAGUUUGUUGCUAGCUGCUUGAUAAAAGAACCUACGAAGCGGGCUACAUAUGCCGAGUUGCUGGAUCAUCCAUGGCUUGUCGCAGAUCGCGAUCGGGAGGUAGAUAUGGCCGGAUGGGUCGAACAGGCCGUUGAUUUUAGGAAAGCUAAGCGCGCAGCUGGAGCAGAAGUAUCAAGUAGCGAAGAUCGCGUGCCAGAUAAGCAGACGGUCGAGGCGGCCGUCAAGGCUGGAGAUGUCGUAGCGGAUGGUAAACCCACCGACGAGAAACCGGCCGAAAGCAGCAAACCAGUGGAAGAUGCUGUGCCAGUCGAGAACGGGGCAUCCGAGGCGCCACCAGACACGGACCCAAAACCCGUACCUGCCGAAUAA
This is a messenger RNA of Rhizoctonia solani, 1635 nucleotides long. RefSeq names its product mitogen activated protein kinase kinase. Gene Ontology annotation, biological process: protein phosphorylation; MAPK cascade; cellular hyperosmotic response. The transcript is spliced from 8 exons. Lineage: Eukaryota; Fungi; Basidiomycota; Agaricomycetes; Cantharellales; Ceratobasidiaceae. The record is from RefSeq and is a predicted model, not a curated record. The coding region runs from base 1 to 1635 and encodes 544 amino acids. Gene Ontology annotation, molecular function: MAP kinase kinase activity; ATP binding.